Molecule: messenger RNA, 1518 nt
Organism: Tarenaya hassleriana
Lineage: Eukaryota; Viridiplantae; Streptophyta; Magnoliopsida; Brassicales; Cleomaceae
Product: cytosolic Fe-S cluster assembly factor NBP35
Exons: 3
Coding region: 133-1194 (353 amino acids)
Biological process (GO): iron-sulfur cluster assembly
Cellular component (GO): cytosol
Molecular function (GO): ATP binding; 4 iron, 4 sulfur cluster binding; ATP-dependent FeS chaperone activity
Source: RefSeq, a predicted model, not a curated record
GAGGGAUGAAAAUUGAUAUCUAGUCAUUGCAAAAAAAGUUCCAUCGGUUCUUUCUGUUCGACGGCGACGACCGCAGAGAACCACGCGAAGGAAAGCAAAGGCAACGUAAGGAGCACAAAACCCGUAGUCGGCAUGGAGAACGGAGGAAUUCCGGAGAACGCCAACGAACAUUGCCCUGGUCCUCAAUCGGAGUCUGCUGGACAGUCAGAUGCUUGCCAAGGUUGCCCUAAUCAGCAAAUAUGUGCUACAGCCCCUAAGGGCCCUGACCCAGAUUUGGUGGCCAUAGCAGAAAGGAUGGCUACGGUGAAACACAAGAUAUUGGUGUUGUCAGGCAAAGGUGGGGUUGGUAAGAGCACGUUUUCGGCUCAGCUCUCCUUUGCCCUAGCAGGCCUGGACUAUCAGGUGGGCCUCAUGGACAUAGACAUUUGCGGCCCAAGCAUCCCGAAAAUGCUAGGCCUUGAGGGGCAAGAAAUUCACCAGAGCAACCUCGGAUGGUCCCCGGUUUACGUGGAAGACAACCUCGGUGUCAUGUCCAUCGGGUUCAUGCUCCCACACCCUGAUGAAGCUGUUAUCUGGAGAGGGCCCCGGAAGAAUGGACUCAUCAAACAGUUCUUAAAAGAUGUGUAUUGGGGGGAGCUUGAUUUUCUUGUGGUUGAUGCUCCACCAGGGACCUCAGAUGAGCACAUCUCGAUUGUCCAGUUCCUCCAAACCACUGGGAUCGACGGUGCAAUUAUAGUGACGACACCACAGCAGGUAUCGUUGAUCGAUGUAAGGAAAGAGGUAAGCUUUUGCAAGAAAGUCGGGGUACCAGUACUUGGGGUCGUUGAGAACAUGAGCGGUUUAUCCCAGCCUUUGACAGACUUCAAGUUCAUGAAGCUGACAGAGACCGGGGAACAAGCAGAUGUGACAACGGACAUGAUCUCCUACAUAAAAGAGAAAGCCCCGGAGUUGCUUAACAUAAUCGCAUGUAGCGAAGUGUUUGACAGCAGUGGUGGCGGUGCAGAGAAGAUGUGUCGGGAGAUGGGGGUCCAGUUUCUGGGAAAAGUCCCGUUGGAACCACAGCUAUGCCGAGCUUCCGAAGAUGGCAAGUCAUGCUUUGAUGAUAACAAGUGUCUCGCUAGCGCUCCCGCUCUCAAGAACAUAAUAAAGAAACUAGUGGCGGAUUUGACGUCAAGAACUGCCAUUACUGACUGAGUAAAACUCUUUAAAGGUUCUGGAGUACCAAUGCAAUAGGUAACACCGAAACGUUUUCUUGUCUGGCCUUGUGUCAAAUGUGUAUUAGGUUGCUGUAAGGUUAUGUUACAUUCUCUGUGUUUUGUCCAAUCCGUUUCAGAAUACAGGCCAUGCGGCUCAAAUUAUAUCUGUGUUAAUGUGGUUUGAGUACUUUGUAAUAGUAUUGGUAUUUCGAGCAGUGGCAUUAGGGAUUUUUGUAUGGCAAGACUGUAAAAGAGGGCUUGAUAAGACUGGAUAUUCGGCCCAUUUAUACUAAGGUAUGCAUAUGAAUAUGAUCUUUGAUGA